Molecule: messenger RNA, 825 nt
Organism: Tigriopus californicus
Lineage: Eukaryota; Metazoa; Arthropoda; Copepoda; Harpacticoida; Harpacticidae
Product: nudC domain-containing protein 2-like
Exons: 4
Coding region: 76-618 (180 amino acids)
Biological process (GO): protein folding
Cellular component (GO): cytoplasm
Source: RefSeq, a predicted model, not a curated record
CCAUCUUUGGUCUUCGCUCUUUCGAGGCCAGCCCCCUCACCCGACCUCACCCAGGCACAAUUGAAGUUUCAGUCAAUGCAAGAAUCCCGUGAGACAGUAUAUACGCUCGUGGUUGUUUACAUCAGUGGCAUGGCUCACUUUGACGAGAAAUCCGGCAUCGUUGUUGCCCCUACGGAAUGGGGACAAUGGUACCAGACCCAAUCGGAAGUCAUGAUUGAGGUGAAUCUUGAACCCGACACCAAAGGCAAAGAGGUUCAAGUGAUCUUGAAACCCAAGCAAUUAAAAUGCACCGUCCGUGGUCAGGUUAUUUUUGAAGGAGUACCUUUUGACGUGAUCUCUGAAAGCGACUCGAUAUGGACAAUUGAAGAUCGCAAGCUCUUAAGGAUCCAAUUGAUUAAAUGCCAAGUUAAGACAGAUCAUUGUUGGACGUCAUUAUUGAAAGAUCAAUACCAGCCUCGACCUGACAUCGUGCAUGAGAUGCGGAAAAAAUUAGAUUUGGAACAAUUUCAGAUUGAGAAUCCUGGGAUGGAUUUUAGUGGAGCCAAGCUGUCCAAGAAUUACGACAAGAAAUAUUUGGACAAAACGGAGAGGGAAUUGGGACCUGUGUCUCAAGACUAGAUUAACUUCGUGUCGAUUGGUUUGUUAGAUCUCAUUGUGUGACCCAUUUAACGUGACUGAAAUAUUUCUUAAUGAAAAAUGACCUCAAGACGUACCCCUGCUGCGUUAUUAGUAACAGACUCACAUAACUCACACAAUUCAUGGAACUUCGCCAGGCGCAGGUGUAGUAGGCAUAAAAAUGACAAAUAUUGAACGACUCUCCUUCAA